UGGUCCAUACCUUACACAAAUGCUCACGCAGCAAACAUCAAAGCAUAUUUGAGUAACAUAGCCACAGCAUGCAUAACCAUUCGUCAGAAAAUGAGAGACAAGCACUGGAAACAGACGAUGAAGUCCAUGAAAUCAUGUCAAAUGGAGCCUGCACAGCCAACGUCAGGCCUAGCUCCCGGGCUAGUAUAGCUCGAUCCCUGAGUGCGGCCAGCACGAUCAUACAUACCACUCGAUGGACGCCUAGACGAGUAUUCGUCUUCAUCCUACUCUCGCUUGUUUAUUUUCUCACGUACUCUUGUCUCUCGCUACUGUCUACGUUCUUCACGGUAGAGGCUCAACAGAAGGGUGCGAGGGACACUGUUAUUGGUCUUAUCUUUGGCAUGUACCCCUUGGUGGCGUUUGCUUCUGCCAUGAUGUAUGGGGGAUGGGUGAUACCUCGCUGGGGGCCCAAAUUCGUUCUCCUAGCUGGCCUAGUUUUAAAUGGAGGAGCGAAUAUCUUGUUUGCGUACGUCCCUCAUCUUCCAUCCGGACCAGUCUUCAUUAUAUUCUGUUUCGUCAUACGUACGGUCAGUGCUUUCGGAGGGUCUGCUUGUGAGAAUGCUGUUCUCGCCAUCCUCAUUGGUGAAUUCCAUGAGAAUGUAUCCGCGAUAAUGAGUGCAGUGGAGCUGUUUGCUGGACUCGCCUUCGCUAUUGGUCCUUUACUGGGAGGCUUGAUGUACACGGCCGGCGGGUUCAAGCUACCGUUCCUUGUGAUGGCCGUGUUACUUUGUCUAUCUAUUCCAGCCGUGUUGUUAUUUCUCCCAAACACUGAAGCUGUUACAGAGCGAAGCGAGAAUAAGAUUCCGAUUUUCCGCGCUGUAACUAUCCCAGGAGUUAUUCUAGUAGCUAUCCAGUUGACUCUCGGCUUGAGUCUCUUCUCGUUUUUAGAUCCAACGCUGGCCCCAUUCACAAAAAAGAUGGGUCUGAAUGCGGCCUAUACGGGACUUUUGUUUAUGGUGUUAUCCCUGGCGUACGCCCUUUCCACUGCUGUAGUUGGCCGGAUUUGUGAGAAAACGAAAGCGUUCCGAACGUGUCUAGGAGUCUCAUUUCUGUUGAUGGGUACCGGUCUGUUAUUCCUCGGUCCCGCUCCAUUCCUCGAUUCCUUUGUACCGCAGAAAAAAAUCUGGUUGUUAUGCAUCAGCCUUGGUUUAAAUGGCGUGGGAGGGUCUCUCAUAUUAAUCCCAUCCGUACCAGAGAUGCAACGCUGCUGCUUGAAUGCAGGUUUUACCAAUGGUUUGGCCUUGAACUCAAUGCUGUCUGGUAUAUUCACGGCCGGAACGAAUUUCGGAGGGUUUGCAGGUCCUGUUUUGGGUGGAAUACUCGUGGAUAAACUCGGGUUUCCAUGGAUGGCCACGGUUAUGGCGUUCUUGGCUCUUUCUUUGAUGGUGCUUUCUGCUGCCUGGGCGCUGUUUUCUUGGAUAAGUCUUACAAACAACGCCAGCGAGGAGAGAAAACCGCUACUUGCCGCUGCCACCAGAAAGAAGAAAAAGCGACGACGACGUCACUCAUCUAAUCCAUCAAUCAGCAACGGGGAGAAACAAAGAACACCGACGCCAGUUUGACUCGGACUCAUGGGAACCCUGAGUGUAAAAACACAGCUUCUAUAGUGGUACAGAGUGAUGCAGUUAUUGGAAUACUUGUUGUUAUGAUCGAACUACAGGGUUCAACAAGCAUCUUUGAAGUGAUUCCUUCAAUAAAGCACAUGGCAAGCUUACAUAACAAUAGUGGGUCACGUGAUGGCGUGACUCCAUAUAUGGGACUACUCACAACACUUUUCAGAUGGCAGCCAUGGCCCUGAUCCUUGAGAUGUGUACAAGAUUUCAUAUAUAUAUAUGCGGCUGCAUUAGUUCUAUCAUGUUUUAGCUAUAAAUCCCGCUUAACACAUAGACUCCUGGCUAUUUUUGAGCUGAAUUUACAAUAAAACAGACAGAAAACAGA
Nematostella vectensis (starlet sea anemone) is the source of this 1977-nucleotide messenger RNA. Its product is annotated as MFS-type transporter SLC18B1. Lineage: Eukaryota; Metazoa; Cnidaria; Anthozoa; Actiniaria; Edwardsiidae. Bases 69 to 1601 code for a protein of 510 amino acids. The record is from RefSeq and is a predicted model, not a curated record. Gene Ontology annotation, biological process: transmembrane transport. Gene Ontology annotation, molecular function: transmembrane transporter activity. The transcript has 16 exons.